AUGCGUUGGUUGGCUCUGCUGUGCUUGACCCUGUUGAGCACCGCGCAGGUCAUCGACGCGGCCGCCUGCACCGACGACGAGACGACGGCGGCGCUUGUGCCGUACAAGGCCGAGCUCGCGCUCAACCUCGCGCUCUGUGGCAACGACGUCGGCUACUCGACAGCGGCGAUGGCCAACGGCGACUUUUUCUCGUCGUCGACGACGACGCCGGCGCGCGUGUCGGCCUUUCUCAAGAGCACCAACUGCCGCGCGCUCUUUGUUUUGUAUCAAAAAGCCACGAGCAACAUGGGAUGCACGACCGGCUACCAAGGCGUCACAUUCGAGCAGUACGCCGCGACGCUGCUGCCGGCCAGUGGUGCGACACCGACGCCGACGACAGCCAAGCCCGGUACAGCCAACUGCACCGACAACAGCACCAUGACGGCCUUUGCCGCCAUCGAGCCCGAGCGAUCCCGGUUCCAGUCGCGCUGCGCGAUCGACAUGGGCGACAUCCCAGUCGCGUACCUCUACAACAAUACGCUCAAGCACAAGAUCACCGAUACGCAAUUUGCAGCGUUUUUAGCCAGUUCCGACUGUGCGGCGGUCGUCGCGGUCGAGAAGAAGGCGUGGGGUGCGAUCACGCCGCCUUGCGUCAUGUACGACGGUGCGCUGGCGUUUACGACACGCGAGAUUAGCACCUGGACGUUUACCGAGUACGCGCAGCGCUUUUACGAACGCAACAUCCCGUCAACGACGUCGCCAGCGUCUCGAAGCCCAACGGACGCGCCACGCACGAGCACGAGCACGACCGAGGCGCCUCGACCAGUCGCGCAGUCGGCCGCCGCCCGACGGCCAACGAGCGCUCUACUCGUGCUAAGUCUCUUGCCAAGCGUGGAUGCGGCAACGUGCACGGACGCCGAGACCACCGCCGCGCUUGCACCGUACUCGACCGCGAUCACCAUCGACAUUCAGCUCUGCGCCGCCGACAUGGGCUACACGCGGGCUGACCUGCUCGCUGGCAAGUUUCUCUCAUCGUCGACGACACCAGCGCAAGUGACUGCGUUUCUAAAGAGCGCCAACUGCCGAACGCUCUUCAACUUGUACCAAAUCGGCACGAGCUCGCUCUCGUGCUCGACGGGCUACCAAGGCGUGACGUUUGAGCAAUUCGCCGCAACGAUCAUCCCCGGUACGUCGGCCGCACCGGCCACAAGCAAACCGGCGACGGCCGCGCCAGUGACGGCCGCGCCA
Saprolegnia diclina VS20 is the source of this 1227-nucleotide messenger RNA. RefSeq lists its product as hypothetical. The transcript is spliced from 2 exons. The annotation marks the transcript as partial. The record is from RefSeq and is a predicted model, not a curated record. Lineage: Eukaryota; Oomycota; Saprolegniomycetes; Saprolegniales; Saprolegniaceae.